CAGGGUCCUGUUCAUUCUCCACCCGCAGUCCUUGUCCCCAUGGGGCCAACCAGGCCUCAUGUACAGGUGGCCCAGGCUGGAGACUCCUGGAUCCAGAGACAGGCGGGCCCCUCUCCCAGCCUGGCCGGCAGCAGCCGCCUGAGUUCCAGCUCCUGUUGAUGUUUGCCAUCCUUGAGGCUGGGAGGAUGGCUGGAGCCCCGGUGUCCAGGGGGUGGGGCCUCGGUACUAUUCCAACUCUGACUGUGGCUUCUCGGUGGGGGCGGGGGACAGGAAACCGGGGCCUUUCCGCCCAGUGUCGGGGCUGCAGAGUCCCGCCUACCGCAGGCCAGGCUAUACCAGGAUUGGCCUGAGACAGGGAACCGUGACCUUCUGACUCAUCCCUCCCCCAGAGGAGCUGGGCACACUGGGGCCUUGUGUCGUGGCCAGGAGGUCAGUCACUCUCCCCACUGCUGGGGAAAACUUUCCCCUUGGGUCGGGCCUGGGACCCCCCGCCCCCACUAGCACCCUCCACGGCAGGAUGUGAGGUGCCCUUACCCUGGGCCAGGUCUCUGCAGCAGAACAGCCAGGGUCUUUAAUCACGCAGGCUGUUGGCGCUUUAGUGGAGGAGGCUGUGGCAUCUGUUUUAACUUUUAAAAACAUUUCCAGGCCAAUGGUGCCUCUGUGGGUUUAGUAGUCCAUAAAUAUCAUGCUCAUGGCUCUUAAUAAGCAUUUGCUGUGUGCCCAGCACUGUGUUAAACUGUAGGCAUCCAUCAGCCUUCUGCCUCACUGCCCGCAUGUUACAAAUAUGUGAUUGUUUCUCCCAUUUCCUACAUAAGGACAAAUGAGGCCUGUAUAGAGGUUAAGUGCCUCGACCAAGGUCUCAUAAAAAAGCAGCAGCGGUCGGAUUCAAAUCCAGGCCUGUGUGGCCCACAGCUGGGGUGCUAACCACCCCAGACUGCCUUCCUGAUUGCCUGUGGGUACCUUCUCUAGGAGGCUUGAGACAUCCAGGGUGUCAUGUGGACAUUGGCGUGCUCUGCCCUGGAGACACCAGAGCUCAUAAGAGGCAGCUGGGCAGCCCUGUCGACCAUGACAAAUCAGCAGACCAGUCGCUCUCCGGUGCUUGUUUUGGAAACCGUGACUGAGAGCUUGUCCCCACUGGAGGUGCCCAGAAGAUGUAGUAAUUCUGCCUGUGGGGCCCGGGGACUCUAGGGAUUGUUUGCAGGUGCCAUGUUUGUGGUGGUUCGGGUUCUGGAGAGCGGGUCCGUAGACCUCACAGUGUUUCAAGUUGAAGUGGGCCUGACCCCAAAGAGAGCGGGUCCCCUGGGCUGACCCAGACCACAGGCGCUGAGUCUGGACCCCAGCAGCUCAUCCCCCUGGAAGGUCGCACUGGCUGGAUUGUUUGUUGACAUAGUGCCCACAUGGAAGGAUGCUCUAGGACACUGUCCCAUGAAACUCAUCUUUGGGUUUCUUAGGUACAAGGUCUUGAGGACGGGGUUCAUGGUGGCACACGUACAGGGCUCUGUAAGAACUCCCUCGGGAGAAAUCUUGCACUGGAUUCAGUGUCAGGAAUACCUGGACAUCUCUUGAGUGAAUGCUUUAAUCUUUAUCUCAUGGGUCCUCUGAAACAAGUAAAUGAAAUAUUUCCCUUUUCCUACGGGCUGCCAGGAAGCUCUGACCUAGAUCAGUAGCCCACAGAUGGUGUGACUCUUGUACACUGACUUGGCCUCUGGUUCUUUCAGACUCUUAUACUCUUGUUUUCCCCUUGCCUUGCCUCAUUUUCAUCACCUCAUUUUCCUUAGGAAGAAAAACACCUUGGUAUUUUAUGUGUUUUAGCCUUAACUAAACAAACAUGGAUGGUGGAUCAGUGCUGGCUACGUCAGAGCCAGGGAGUAAGCAUUUCCCCUCUGCAGUCUCCAUCCUAGAGACCGUUUACCAGCUCCUCCCUCCCUGUCCCAUUCUCUUGUCCCUUGCUCCCGUUCCUGGGACCCCAGAGCCUUGGAGCCCCAUCCAUCAUGGCUCCUGAGUCUGUCCGGAAAGACGACGUUCAGGUUCUUCCCCAGCUGCCCCCACCCCACUGUGCUGCUUGUUCAUCCCCCAGGGCUUCACAGUAGUUUUUCAGGGAGAAAUGUCUGGGAGAAGAGUCAUUUCCCCAACCUAGGGCUCAGCUGCUCCCGUAGCCACAGGCCCCUGCUGAAAUCCAGCUUUAUUUCAGCUCCGGACCUGUCUCAGCAGUGCCCGGCUGCCUACUGUCCUUAGCGGCCCACCUGAACAGACAGAGCCCAUUUCUGGUGGGAAAGCAGUGCCGGGGCCUUGGACACAGGGGUGGGGCUGGCAGUGCCCUGGGGGGAGGGUGGGAGGCACGGUGAGAUGCCAGGGCUGAUUUUCAGCACUGCACCCUGUCAUAAAUCACCUGUCCCUACAUGGAGUGGCCUCACUGUGUCGCCCACAAUUAAUACUCAAACUGAAUCAAAAAGCUCAGUGUAAAUGGUGCCUCCUCCCACCCCAGUCUCCUUGAGGCCCCCUCCCUCUGGGGCAUCUCCCGUUACUAGUUCAGUGCCAGCUCUUUCAGUGAUUGUUUACACAUAUAUACAAAUAUACACGUCCAUCUCCUUAAAAAAAUCUGAAAUGGUGGUGUACUACUGCACACGUGUUUUCUGGCCCUAGCUUUGGAAACUCAAUAAACUAUGCUGGGUGACUGUUUCUAUCAGUGUAUUCAUGUCUGAGGAGCCUUCUCUGACACAGCCGCUUGGAAGGACAAUCCCCCGGACAAGCUAAUAAUGAAUGGGGUAAGCUUCUAGGAAAGGGUGGGGUGCCCAUGCGUGGACUUUCAGAGGUUCGGGGAACUUCUAAAUUGUCUGUGUAAAAUUGUGGGCAUUAAUGGAAUUUCUCAGAGGAGGGAUUGUGGUUCGAAGGGUCUGUGGCCCAGAAAAGGUGAAACAAGGCCUCUCAGCCCUGGGUUUCAUGGGAUUUCUGUACAGCACAAGGUGGGGGCCAACUUGGCAGAAUUGGCAGAGGGAAGCACCCCUAGUUUUUUUUUGGCCCCCUCCAUCCCCCAGGGCUGCCACAGAUCAGGCUGAGGUGGGGGGACAGAGAUGCCCAGCCCUAGAAUCUUCUUGGAAGAUGACUGAGUUUUUCCCAUUCCCAAUGCAGGGUCCCCCUGUCUGCUGUGUGGGUGGCCCCGACUGUGCCUGAGAACGAAGUCUGGGGCCUUCCUGGGAUUAUAGAAGCCCAGGGUGAGAGGUGGGAAGCCCUUGAGUUGUCACUGGAUCUAUGGUAUAACCAAGGCACAGAGAGGCCAGGGGGGUGAGUGCAAGGUCACCCAUCCAGGGAAAAGCAGAGGCUGUGUGGGCCGAUCCUGCCUGUGACAUUCAGGUCAGCGCUCCUUCCCUGCCAGAGCACCGUGAGAUGAGCAGGAGAGGCCCUCGGGAGGAGGCAGGGCUGCCUGUUGCUGCUGGGCUCUCCCUGUGCGGCUGGGGUGGGCGUGCACGGCGCAGAAGCCGCAGCCAGGGUGGGCGUGCCAUCCUCAAACCUCACAGCAUCCUGCAACAUCACCUCCGGCCGGCUGCAUCCUCACGUCAGGUUGGAGCCAGCAGCCCCAGAAUUCUGAACACAGCAGAAACUACAGGACUCCGAGGCUGCACCGCAGGAUGUGGUCACUAGAGGGCAGCAGGAAAGCCACUGCGGUGGCCCAGCAGGAAGAAGUUCCCAGGCCGGGAGAGGAGCCGCAGGAAGAAGGGGCCGUGGGCAGAGCCAGACCCUGGGGCCUGCGGGGUGAUUUGUUCUAGGCCCUUCCCUGAGACAAAAAGCAAACCACACACUUACUGAUGAUAGUAUUAAUUGACAUUUAGCGAGUGCUUACCCUGCGCCAGGCACUGUACUAAUGAAUCCUCACAACAGCCUUGUUAUCAUUACCCUUAUUUUUGUGUGUGAGAACACAGAGGCCCAGAGAGAUGAAGAAACCUAGCCAAGGUCUCCCAGCCAGUAAGUGGCUGAGCUGGGAUCAGCAGGGCUGGUGUCAGAGGCUGGGUUGUAUCUAUAUGCCUGGCGUUGACUAAAUGCUUUAAGGCCUUCAGUGCUUACCACCACUGCUGAGCUAUGCCCACCUUAUGGAUGGGGAAACUGAGGCUCAGGGACAGCUGGUGAAUCACUCAGGUCCACACACCUGCUGAGUGACAGAUCCAGGUAGGCAUGGUUCACGGUGCGAGCCCUUACUCUGAACUGCAGUUCUCCAGUACAGAGUUGUUCACUGCUCCCGCUCUGUGCUCUAAUCUCAAGUUGACUGACAAUGAAAUCUGAGCUUUCUACUGGGAGCGAAAGUUUAGCAACUUGUCUGCUUUCUAACAGAAAUGAUAGAUCCUGGUCUCCUGUGUCCAAGGUGUGGCUGGAUUUUUACAAAGCAGAGGUAGAGGGAAGCCAUGCCAGGGGUUGCUGGAAGCCUAGGGAAGGUUUCUGGGAUCCACAGUCUGGCUUGGAGGUUGAGGGCAUUGAGGAGUCUUUUGUAGUGGCUGAGACUUCCUUGGGAACAACAGGACCUAGCCCCAGGGCCUUUGGUUUCCAGGGCAGAUGCCUUUAGCAUACCAAGGACACUUGGCCAGCCCUGGGCCCAGCUCUGCCAGGCUGAGAGAGUGGGGGUAUUUUCAGGAGGGCUGGACUUCUCCCAUCUUCCCGUUCCCAUGCCCUGGCUUUGCCCUCCCCAGGGGUACAAGGGAAUGGCCUGUGGCUGGGCCUUCAAACACGUUCCCCUCCUCCAUGUCCAGGCCCCACCUUGUGAGGCCGAGUCUCACCGUCUUAGGGAUUUAUAACUUCCGGCUGCUUCAGCGACUUCUGAUUUAUUAGCGAAGCAGCAGCUUCUAGGCCUGGCCUUAAGUUUCUCUGGGUGGAGGAAGAGUUGGGGAAAGAAACGUCAAUGGUCCUCUACCCAGCAAGAGGGCAAGAUGCUCCUCUGUAAAGAAAACCCUGGAGUAGCUGGUGUCACUUCGGAGUGGUUGGAAGAAGACUCUCUCCCUAGCUGCGUGCCGGGAGGCGCCCUUUCGACCUGGAGACCUGGGUCUGCUGGUCACAGGGCUGCCGCACUGGCUGGGACGGCCAGCUGGACCUGGAGACGCUGGUGGCUGUGGACUCCCCAGCUUGGAGCAGCUCCUCUUUGACCUCGCCCCGUGGAGAAGCAGCCCCAUGAAGGUGCCCAGCCAUGCAAUGUUCCUGGAAGGCCGUCCUCCUCCUUGCCCUGGCCUCCAUUGCCAUCCAGUACACGGCCAUCCGCACCUUCACCGCCAAGUCCUUCCACACUUGCCCUGGGCUGGCAGAGGCGGGACUGGCAGAGCGGCUGUGCGAGGAGAGCCCCACCUUCGCCUACAACCUCUCCCGCAAAACCCACAUCCUCAUCCUGGCCACCACGCGCAGCGGCUCCUCCUUCGUGGGCCAGCUCUUCAACCAGCACCUGGACGUCUUCUACCUAUUUGAGCCCCUCUACCACGUGCAGAACACGCUCAUCCCCCGCUUCACCCAGGGCAAGAGUCCGGCCGACCGGCGGGUCAUGCUGGGCGCCAGCCGCGACCUCUUGCGGAGCCUCUACGACUGCGACCUCUACUUCCUGGAGAACUACAUCAAGCCGCCGCCGGUCAACCACACCACCGACAGGAUCUUCCGCCGCGGGGCCAGCCGGGUCCUCUGCUCCCGGCCUGUGUGCGACCCUCCGGGGCCCGCGGAUCUGGUCCUGGAGGAGGGGGACUGCGUGCGCAAGUGCGGGCUGCUCAACCUGACCGUGGCGGCGGAGGCCUGCCGCGAGCGCAGCCACGUGGCCAUCAAGACGGUGCGCGUGCCUGAGGUGAACGACCUGCGCGCCCUGGUGGAAGACCCGCGGUUAAACCUCAAGGUCAUCCAGCUGGUCCGAGACCCCCGCGGCAUCCUGGCUUCGCGCAGCGAGACCUUCCGCGACACGUACCGGCUCUGGCGGCUGUGGUACGGCACCGGGAGGAAGCCCUACAACCUGGACGUGACGCAGCUGACCACGGUGUGCGAAGACUUCUCCAACUCCGUGUCCACCGGCCUCAUGCGGCCCCCGUGGCUCAAGGGCAAGUACAUGUUGGUGCGCUACGAGGACCUGGCCCGGAACCCCAUGAAGAAGACCGAGGAGAUCUACGGGUUCCUGGGCAUCCCGCUGGACAGCCACGUGGCCCGCUGGAUCCAGAACAACACGCGGGGCGACCCCACCCUGGGCAAGCACAAAUACGGCACCGUGCGAAACUCGGCGGCCACGGCCGAGAAGUGGCGCUUCCGCCUCUCCUACGACAUAGUGGCAUUUGCCCAGAACGCCUGCCAGCAGGUGCUGGCCCAGCUGGGCUACAAGAUCGCCACCUCCGAAGAGGAGCUGAAGAACCCCUCGGUCAGCCUGGUGGAGGAGCGGGACUUCCGCCCCUUCUCGUGACCCAGGCGGCGCGGGUGGGGGCGGGAGGCGCACGGUGUCGGUUUUGAUAAAAUGGACCGUUUUUAACUGUUGCCUUAUUUCCCCCUCCCUCUCCCGCCCCAUCUUCGUGUCCCUCCUGCCCCCACUCCCUUCUGCCCCUUUUUGUCUCUGAAAUUUGCACUACGUCUUGGACGGGAAUCACUGGGGCAGAGGGCGCGUGAAGUGGGGUCCUGCCCCCACCCCACCCCAUUCAGACACACGGAUGUUGGGUCUCUGUGCGGACGGUGACAAUGUUUACAAGCACCACACUUACACAUCCACACACACGCACACAGGCAUCCGCGAGGAGAGGCACCCGGGGCUACGCGACUUCUCAAGCGUUUGAAUGGAUGAGUGGUCGGGUAUCCAGUUUUUGCACUGUCUUACUAUUCAAGGUAAGAGGAUACAAACAAGAGGACCACUUGUCUCUAAUUUAUGAAUGGUGUCCAUCCUUCCCCCAUCCCUGCCUCCUGCUCCCACUUACCCCUUAGAGCAGCGAAACUGCCCCCUCCUGCCCGCCCUUGCCUGUCGGUGAGGCAGGUUUUUACUGUGAGGUGAACGUGGAUCUGUUUCUGUUUCCAGUCUGUGGUGAUGCUGUCUGUCUGUCUGAGUCUUGUGGCUGCCCCUGGACCAGUGAUGACUGAUGAAUCUUAUGAGCUUCUGAUUGAUCUUGGGGUCCAUCUGUGAUAUUUCUUUGUGCCAAAAAGAAAAAAAAAAGAGUGGAUCAGUUUGCUAAAUGAACAUUGAAAUGCUUUAUCUGUGUUUUCUGUAAAUAAAAGAGUGCAAUUAUC
Molecule: messenger RNA, 7212 nt
Organism: Sapajus apella (tufted capuchin)
Lineage: Eukaryota; Metazoa; Chordata; Mammalia; Primates; Cebidae
Gene: CHST1
Product: carbohydrate sulfotransferase 1
Exons: 4
Coding region: 5168-6403 (411 amino acids)
Biological process (GO): keratan sulfate proteoglycan metabolic process; N-acetylglucosamine metabolic process; carbohydrate metabolic process
Cellular component (GO): Golgi membrane
Molecular function (GO): keratan sulfotransferase activity; N-acetylglucosamine 6-O-sulfotransferase activity
Source: RefSeq, a predicted model, not a curated record